CCAAGCGCCCCGCCCACUAGUGCUCCCACUGACUUCUCAUAAACUUGGACGCGUCCUGCUUAACGAUGACCAAACGGCACGAAGGAGCGCGAGCGAGACAUCGUGUCGCAGCUGGACACUGUGGAUAGACUGGGUUCGAUUCCUCCUCCUUUAUUUUGGGAAUUUCGGAGAGGGAGAGAGAGAAAGGCUGCCGUAACAACACCUCAGAGGGAAGCAGAUCAGAGGCGUGCUGGAGAAGCUCCCCAAGAUCUCCAGUCCCAGAGGGAAGAUUAUACGCGUGAAGUCAAGAUUCCAAGAUUCCAGAAUUCCAGGAUUCCCGGGAAUGAUCACGCGCAGAGGAAGCGGGACGCAGGACAUGAUCGUCUUAUUGUUUUUCAUGGUGCGCGCUCCCGGCGCACACUGCGCGCUCCCUUCCACCCCGAUGGCCAGCGUGCAUCCUCAGGAUCCGGCCCUUCGGAUCGGCGCCAGCUUGACCGCCACGUGUUCUGUCGGAACGGACCACGGCCUGCACGCCAGCUCGCUCUACUGGACACUGAACGGCCGACGGAUUCCCAGCAACACCUACAGCGUGCUCAGUCCCAGCGUCCUCAGCGUCACGUUGAGCAACCUGAGCGGCUCACGUCAGCAAUCAGGCGACAACCUGGUGUGCCACAGCGGCGGGGGGCAUGUGCUUGCUGGUUCCUGUCUCUACGUAGGCAUGCCGCCUGAGAAGCCAGUGAAUCUUACGUGUUGGUCGAGAAACACAAAAGAUCUCACCUGCAAAUGGGCUCCUGGGGGUCAAGGGGAGACCUUCAUUAAGACCAAAUACACACUCAAAUACAAGCUGAAAUGGUACGGCCAGGAAAAAGAGUGCGAUGACUACAGCGGCGGUCAGCCGUACACGUGUUACAUGCAACGUGACCUCGCCCUCUUCACGCCCUACGAGAUCUGGGUGGAGGCCUCUAACCAGCUCGGGAGCGCCACCUCAGACGUCAUCAAUCUAGAUAUCCUGGACGUGGUGACGACGGAUCCUCCGGCCAACGUGCACGUGAGCCGCGUGGGCGAUCUGGACGAUCAGCUGACCGUACGUUGGGGAACUCCACCUGCUCUCAAAGACUAUCUCUUCCAGGCCAAGUACCAGAUCCGCUACAGGCUUGAAGACAGCACCGAUUGGAAGGUGGUGGAUGACAUGGGGAACCAGACGUCCUGCAGGUUGGCAGGUCUCAGGCCGGGGACCGUUUACUUCGUGCAGGUGCGCUGUAAUCCAGUGGGCAUCCUGGGAUCGAGGAAGGCGGGCAUCUGGAGUGACUGGAGUCAUCCAACAGCAGCGUCAACGCCACACAGUGAGCGCUCACUGGCAGGUUCGUGUGACUCCAAAGCAGCCCGUCAGAACUCGACGCUGCGCCAGGAGCUGAAGCAGUUCUUCAGCUGGGUACGCAAGCGUGUUUCUGACUGCAGUGCCAUGAGCAUCAAACAAUACGACCAGUGGCGUGUCUGGCUGCAAAAGUCUCACAAGACCCGAAACCAGGUUCUUCAAGGAGAUAAAUCAUAGCAACGUCACCCCCUGGCUGCUGGAACAUUGGACAAGAUGGGGGAUAUGGAGGUUGGGGGGGUUGGGGGUUGGAUGGGAGGACAACUAGUUUUCUUUUUCUUGCCAGGCUAGCUGUUAGUCCUGCUGCAGAAAGACUUGAGAAGGAACAACCUGAGAUUUCAAAUCUACUGGACGCUUCACAAAAAAGUGCCUUUCUUCAUCCAUACAGGAAACCAGCCUUGUUAAAAAAUGUUCGAUUGAUACCCAUGACAAAUAUGGAGGAUAUCUUGGACUGAGAUUUGCACAUUUUAUUUUUUUCUGAGGAUGACGUCACACGACUGUACCGUACGUUUUGUUUCUGUGAUAUUAUGACAUCACAGAAGACUGCGAUAUGCAAAUGAGCCCCUCUCACUUCCAGUGCCUUAAAGUUUUAUGAUGAGCCACGCUUACCAAAGAUACCUGUAAACUAAGUGUCGGUGAUAUAGCACGAAUAUUACUGUAUAUCAUGAAAUUUAGGGCGGCAUGGUGGUGUAGUGGUCAGCGCUGUCGCCUCACAGCAAGAAGGUCCGGGUUCGAGCCCCGUGGCCUGCGAGGGCCUUUCUGUGUGGAGUUUGCAUGUUCUCCCCGUGUCCGCGUGGGUUUCCUCCGGGUGCUCCGGUUUCCCCCACAGUCCAAAGACAUGCAGGUUAGGUUAACUGGUGACUCUAAAUUGACCAUAGAUGUGAAUGUGAGUGUGAAUGGUUGUCUGUGUCUAUGUGUCAGCCCUGUGAUGACCUGGCGACUUGUCCAGGGUGUACCCCGCCUUUCGCCCGUAGUCAGCUGGGAUAGGCUCCAGCUUGCCUGCAACCCUGUAGAACAGGAUAAAGCGGCUACAGAUAAUGAGAUGAGAUGAGAUCAUGAAAUUUAAAGAUAUUUUUACACUAAACUUUAAAACGUACCAUUCCAACUCUUGCACCUUUUUUUUUAAAGGUACACUUUAUCCACGUUUCCAAAAAAAAAUUGGUACAACAAUUACAUUUCAACAUCGUCAGCUACUUGUUACUAUGUAACUACUGACGUUAUUCUAGUAAAUGAUGUAUCUUCUCAUAUCACGCAGCCCUGUGAUCAAAUAUUAAUGACUGUUCCAGGUUUGUUCAGCCGUUUCUGUGCAUUUUGACAGGAAUACCUCACAGGUUGCAAUAUGUAGAUGACCUCAUGUAUCCAUGUUUUAAUAAGUAAAAAAAAAAAAGUUUUCAUUUCAACUAAAUGUAGUAUUUCGUCCAUAUUGUUCAACCCAACUCAAAAAACAUGUAAAAAACAAAGCAAAAAACAUUUCAUUCACAGCAACCACUAUUUUUUUUUUUCCGAGAAUAUUAUGUCUUGAAUUUUAUACUUUGUGCUGAUGUUUUUCCCCACAACCACGAACCACCUUUUGUCACCAUUCUGGACUAAAAGAUAAGAGAAAUUUCUCUUGUCAUAAUUAGACCAUUAAAACACUUCUACUUCUGUCGCAGCAGGACUCAAGAUAAACAUUGCAACAUUGCAAAGUUUACAAUUGCAAGAUGCCGAGGCCGGGACUGACUGGGUCACCAUUCUGUUUAUUCAGCAGUGGAUUAAUCCUCUCACUCUUUUCGCCUUUGUGGCUGGAAUUCCAAAAAUAAAAAAUAAAAAAAAACACAAAACCAAAAAAAAAAAAAAAAAAAAGAAAACCUUGCAAUCGAACUCUGCGGCAUCGAGACUGUUAGUAAAUAAUUGUAUGUAUGUUUGUACAAUUGUACUGCUUUUUAUUUUUGUACUGAAUUGUAUCAGCGUAUUUAAAAAAAAGUGUAAAGUUUCUGGCUCUUAAGUUAUAAGUAGGUAGUUUGUAAUAUGACUGACUGAAUUAUU
This is a messenger RNA of Neoarius graeffei (lesser salmon catfish), 3376 nucleotides long. RefSeq names its product cytokine receptor-like factor 1a (gene crlf1a). Gene Ontology annotation, cellular component: external side of plasma membrane. The record is from RefSeq and is a predicted model, not a curated record. Gene Ontology annotation, molecular function: cytokine receptor activity; protein binding. Bases 323 to 1531 code for a protein of 402 amino acids. Gene Ontology annotation, biological process: cytokine-mediated signaling pathway. The transcript is spliced from 8 exons. NCBI's taxonomy places the organism in Eukaryota, Metazoa, Chordata, Actinopteri, Siluriformes, Ariidae.